Messenger RNA from Acanthopagrus latus (yellowfin seabream), 6254 nucleotides. It is a transcript of the gene skia, whose product is annotated as v-ski avian sarcoma viral oncogene homolog a. Gene Ontology annotation, molecular function: SMAD binding; DNA-binding transcription factor activity, RNA polymerase II-specific; RNA polymerase II cis-regulatory region sequence-specific DNA binding. The record is from RefSeq and is a predicted model, not a curated record. The transcript is spliced from 7 exons. Lineage: Eukaryota; Metazoa; Chordata; Actinopteri; Spariformes; Sparidae. Bases 465 to 2651 code for a protein of 728 amino acids. Gene Ontology annotation, cellular component: nucleus. Gene Ontology annotation, biological process: negative regulation of BMP signaling pathway.
GCUGGCUCUCAGACUUCUCAUCUCCAUACAGUCAGAGUGAACUGCGGGGGCAGACGGAGCGGAUCGCUGAAGUCCUCGACAGCGGAAAGAGCCUCAAAUAAGGAUUUCUGUAUCGAGCUGUAUCGACUCACAACUCCCGCUUUUGUUUCAUUUUCGCCUACUUCGUUUUGGAGCCUGUCAAACGGAACUUUUUCGCUUCUCUGGAGUUUUGGACGGCCGUUUAUUCAGAUAUGGACAGCCUGCGACCCGCUACAGGGAGCGACUGGCCGGUUCUCACUCAGUUGUCACGGGAAUAAAACAGUAAAACUCGCCGUCGAGGACUUCACUGGAUGUUUGAUGAAGCACUUCGUAAUUUUGGUUAGUUCUGGGACGCCGUGGAUUUACCAGGUUCGGGAACGGAUAGAUACUCGCGAUUCCCGGUCGACGAUAAGAAGGAUUUACGCUUCUAAAGUUGCAGGAAAAACAUGGAGACUGUAAGUCGGCAGAGCUUCCAGCCUCAUCCGGGACUGCAACAAACUCUCAAGCAGUUUCACCUCAGCUCUAUGAGCUCUCUGGGCGGACCGGCGGCUUUCUCUGCCCGGUGGCAACAUGAGCUCCUCUUCAAGAAGGACGGUAAGGAGCCCGAGCCGGUUCUGCAGCAUCUGCCGCCGCCGGUGAUGCCGGGCCCGCUGUUCAUCCCGUCGGACCGCUCCACGGAGAGGUGCGAGACGGUGCUGGAAGGCGAGACCAUCUCGUGCUUUGUGGUCGGCGGGGAGAAACGACUGUGCCUGCCGCAGAUCCUCAACACGGUGCUGCGGGACUUCACCCUGCAGCAGAUCAACUCAGUGUGCGACGAGCUGCACAUCUACUGCUCGCGGUGCACGGCGGACCAGCUGGAGAUCCUCAAAGUCAUGGGGAUCCUGCCCUUUUCGGCGCCAUCCUGUGGCCUCAUCACCAAGACGGACGCCGAGCGGCUAUGCAACGCCCUGAUCUACGGAGGAGCCUAUCCGCCACGCUGCAAGAAGGAAUUGAGCGGAGGCUCGCUUGAGCUGGAGCUCACCGAGAGGAGCUUCAAAGUCUACCACGAGUGCUUCGGGAAGUGCAAGGGCUUGUUCGUGCCUGAGCUGUACACCAGCCCCAACGCUGCGUGCAUCCAGUGCAUGGACUGUAGACUCAUGUACCCUACCCACAAGUUCGUGGUGCACAGUCACAAGGCGCAGGAGAACAGGACUUGCCAUUGGGGCUUCGACUCGGCCAAUUGGAGGGCGUACAUUCUCCUGGGUCAGGAUUACACGGGGAAAGAGGAGAAGGCCCGUCUAGAGCAGCUCCUUGACGAGAUCAAGGAGAAAUUUGACUUCGCCAACAAGUACAAGAGGAAAGCAUCAUCGAGGGUGUCUGAUCCCAUCCCGAUCAAAAAGUCCAAACAUGAAGACUACCCAUCGCAAUCCCCACUGGCCGACAAAGAGAAACAGCACGACUGGCUACAGUCCCUGUCUGCCUCCAAUAAGGGGCUUAACUGCAUUCAACCCAGGCAGAGGCCAUCAGCUUUCAGACCCUGGUCUCCCCACAUCUCUGCUGGUGAUAAGGAGCCCUCCAGCCACCCCCUGGCCCUGCUGAGAGACAGCUUCUACAACUACAAGAGCCUGGAGAAAGCAGUUGCCCCCAAUGUCGCCCUCACACCGCUGCCCCUGGUAAAGGUUGGUCCCAUGUCCCCUUCAGUACCCAGCACCUCCCACCCAAGUGCUGGUGAACCCCCAGGUGAGGGUGCCAACUCCAGGCCACGCAAGAGAAGAGCCACAGAGGAGCUCCCACCCCCAACGCCAGAGGCCCCCUGCCCUCCAUCCUCAGCUGCCAGCAAGCCACCACCACCUCAGGAAGACAAAGACUCUGAGGUGGAAAUCGAAGUUGAGAGCCGUGAUGAUUUCACCUCGUCCCUGUCCUCCCUAUCGUCACCAUCUUUCACUUCGUCCAGCAGCUCAGCCAAGGACUUGAGCUCGCCGUGCGCCCAUGGGCCCAUCUGCACUGUAACGUCAGCCGAGGGCACCACACCUGCAGCAGCAACCGUCGCAGCCCCCGUGACCCCUCCAGAACUGGGUCUGGAAUCAGAGCUGGAGAGCCUGAGACAGGCACUGGAGAGCGGACUGGACUCCAAAGAGUCAAAGGAAAAGUUUCUGCACGAGAUUGUUAAAAUGAGAGUGAAGCAGGAAGAGAAGUUGGGUUCUGCCCUGCAGGCCAAACGCAGCCUCCAGCAGGAGUUGGAAUUCUUGAGAGUGGCCAAAAAGGAGAAGCUACGGGAGGCAACCGAAGCGAAGCGAAACCUGAGGAAGGAAAUCGAGCGUCUGCGAGCCGAAAGCGAGAAGAAGAUGAAGGAAGCCAACGAAUCCCGGAUUCGUUUGAAGCGGGAACUUGAGCAGGCCCGACAGCUGAGGGUCUGUGAUAAAGGAUGUGAGGCCGGACGUCUUCGUGCAAAAUACUCUGCACAGAUCGAAGACCUCCAGAUGAAGCUGCAGCAUGCUGAGGCCGACCGCGAGCAGCUCCGAGCUGACCUGCUGCAAGAACGGGAGGCCAGGGAGCACCUGGAGAGGGUGGUGAAGGAGCUACAGCAGCAACUCUGGCCCAAAUCCAACAGUGAGAAGGAGGGGACGCUUAAGGACACGCCAGCGGACAAGUAACCCAGCAGCCAAUCCUCACCGUCAAAACCCGACAUCACCAUGAUCCCCAACAUCUUACACACAACUCAGACCAUAAACAUUCUCAGGAGUCCUGGGCCGACCACACUGCACCACUGUCCAUCACGUUCUCUGCCCGACACAGAAAAAUAAAAGACUCGAUCUCUGACCAGAGAGAAGAAAAUCAAAUAAGUGGUUUCCCUGGAGAAUGGCUGGGAGCAGUAAGGAGACAUGUUGCUAAACCAAGCACUGACUUGCAACUUCCAAACUCACAGAACUGAAAACUGGAUCACAGGACUGAAAUAAAAACAUAUUGCACAAAAUGCAUUUAUACCUGGAUUUACUCCAACAAGAUAACAGGGUGAGACUUUGGGACAGAUGUCUCUGAUAAUAAAUACUGAACGAUGAUGAUAUCGCAGCUAAACAGCAGUUGGGAGGUGUUAUAGUGGUGUGGCCACGUGGUCAGGUCUCACAUGUAACACCUAAAGGUCUCCACCCAGAUCCCUUGCCAUGACAAAGAUGGAGGAUUUUGAACACAUCAUAAGCUAUUUAAGAGACUACAUAGCGAUAUGUAAAAAAAAAAAAAAAAAGAAAAGUUUUCUUUGUGCUAUUGGACUUUGAAAAUAUAAAAGAUACAAAUAAAUUAGAAGAACAAAACAAGCAAAUGAACUCUCCACAGUGCCACCGUGGCUUUGUUGGUUUUUCAGGAGGCCAUUGCAGUCCACUGAGCGGAAACCAUCGAGCUCGAAGUUCAAGCCACCUGUCUUUUCUUUAUGUUGUUGUUUUAUAAAAUCACUUAUUUCUCAUUUCUAAACACAGUGGGUGGGCUUCAGUUGAUCUUUUUCUCUCUUUGGAUUGGGAAUUGGAAAUAGGAACAUGCUGUGUUAAAGUCACCUUUUCAGUGAGCUCUUGUUUGGGAUGAUACCCAACAAUCAGCAUCCCAAUGUUGCUCACACACACACACACACACACACACACACACACACACACACACACACACACACACAUACACAAACACACACACACACAGGGGCUGCCAUAUGUUAAGCAUUGGGGUCAAAACCCUGAAGUUUUUGUCUUCUAAAGAUGAAAUACUCCGGAUGUGUGUGGCCUUGUUUUUUCUCAUCUUGUCACGUUUUGAGUGAUGAAAGCAGGUAUGUUUUAACUCCAUGUAUGAAAUCACAGUGGGCUGGAUGGGUCACCCUUGGCAAGAACCACAAAAUGUUCAUUUUAAUUAAAUUAAGGUAUGUAAAUAUAAAUAUAUGUUGUUUUUUUUAACUUUACAAUAAUGAAUCGCACUUUGUCAUAACAAGAUACUGUUAUAAUGCAUUGUACUCCCACUAUUGUCUUCAAUCUUACUUUGAAAACAUCAACUUAUACAUGAUUGCUACCAUAUAAAUCCAUUAAGCAUUUUGUUGAUUAUAUGCAUCUUGAUAAAUACUGUUGUUCUGUUUUCUUAAGACAAAGUAUUGUAAAUAAAGAGAAAGAAAAAAAGGCUCCACCUGUUGCUUGCUGAUGCACUCUGGGAUUGUUAGAAAGUUUUGGGCAACGCAUUUUCCUGUUUUUGUAAAAUAAUUGACACAGAAGUCACCAGAGUACCUGGUUACUGUUCAUAAUCAAUUUGACAAAUCUUGGUUAACAACUUGCUUCAGUAAUUGUUCCAGGAGCCAGAACAAACAGUCACAUUUUUGAGGAAUAAAAUCCACUUUUAUUCCAAAGGCAGAGGCCAUAACCCUGCUAUCACAUAGUGGGUACAAUGCUAUCAUGAUGUACAUUGUGUUAAUGCUAUUUUCCUUUGGUUGUUGAUGUUGUUUUAAAUGUGGAGAUAUUUUAUUGCUCGUCUGUUAUGUUCACUUUCUUCAAUAGAAAACUCAUUUUCUUUAUGCAUGAAAAUUAAGAUACAUGAACUUUGCCAUACAUAUAGUCAGUUAUUGGGCAUUGAUACUGUACAUGUAAGGGUUUUUAUUGUGUUAUGCAAUAUAAAGCAAUUUGUCUUAUUUAGAAGAGGUAAAAGAGUCAAGAAAGCAACACACAGUAUGUUGUUCCUAAGAAAAUAAAGACUUCACACUGGCAAAAAAACAAAACACAGCAAAAAAAAAAAAAAAAAGACAAUUUUUGUAAAUGCAAUGCUGGACAACCUCAAGUGCCUAGAGGAGGGCAAAAGGUUUCCAGAAUAGGAAAACUGAUGAUGAAGCUGUUGGGGCUGGGCCUCUCAUCAACUUCCUUUCCUUUUUAAAUUUAAGGCACACACACACACACACACAUCAGUAUUCCAAAUACCAACCAGUUUACAAACUUUUUUUCUUUUUCAAUGCAGAGAACAAUUGAACAAAUGCUAGAUGCUUAAGGCUUUUGUUUCUAAAUAAGUGUUUUUUUUUCUUCAUUUGAUAUCAACGAUAUGCAUGUUAAACCAAUUUUUAUAGAAGACCUUGAAAAGCCACUUGCUUUCGGCGAAUUGUUACUUUGGGUUGUAUAUAAAGACUUAACUGUUUAUUCCCACUUUGUCGACUUGUCCUGAGGCAGACAUGUCGAGGAGAAUAAAGAGGGCAUUAUGGUAAAAGCCCCUGUCUUAUCUAACAUUGCUGAUGUUGCUCAGAGAACGACACUGCGUCUGCAGCUUUGGCAGAACUAAAAUUGGUACAUUUUGUAGUUGUUUUUACACUCUAAAGAGUUGAUAGCCUAUGUGUACUUCACUUGACUUGUGGUUUUUCUACAAAAGAAAGGAGACAAAACAACAUUGGCUCUUCACUCUCCCACACGAAAUGAAAAAAAAGCUGUUGGACAAAGUCUUGUUUUCUAAAGAGGAAUCAUUUUGCUAAAUAAUGGACAGUAAAGCAGCAAUAACAGUCCAUAUUAAAAGACGAAUACUAGCCAUUGUGAAGAUUUGAAUAAGAAUUUACAAAUGUAAAUAUUUUUUUUCCAUUUACGAUAUUGUAUAAUAUAUGUACAUGGUGUUUCCUUUUUCAAAAAGAAAUCUUUUCUUACAAUAGCCGUCUUGUUUUUGUUGUUUUUUUUUAAUUUGUGUUUUAACUGAGAUGUUUCAAAAAUGCAGUGCGUAAGAGAAUAUACCCUUCAUAAACAUGUUAAUCAAUUUCUUUUCUUUUUUUUUUUUUACUGUAGACUCUUUAUAAUGAAUGACUUUUUUCACCAGUUCAUAUAUAUUUUUAACAGCGUGUUCAGUAUCAGAUAGCAAACCUGCAGUAUGAUGGGUCCUACACACACACACUGACUACUCCACCUUGCAGAUUGUUUCCCCUUCAUCCUCAUGUAUCUUUUUAGCCCUGUGCUGCUGCUAAUACUAUGUAAACCUUACAAGUCUAGACAUAUUUUUUAUGUAAGAGGUAAACGUAAGCUUUCCCAUUUAUUAAUGCCACAUAUACAGUAUGAAUCAAAGCUUUGCGUAUUCAUCUUGUUUCCCUCAUCGUUUCACGCCUUUUUCCUCAUCCCUCCUACAACAACACCCCUACCUUUCUCUCACGACACGGACUAUAUUGUAAAGUAAAGGACUUUAUGAGAUUAUGUUUGAAAAUAGCUAUGCUUAUAUACUACAGUGACUGAAUGUACAGUGUAUAGAUGCAUUACCAGAAAUAAAGUUGUUUGUCCAGA